AUGGCUCGUCUUACUCUUAGCCUCGCAGCUGCUGCUGCCAGCUUGGUUUCUUCUGUCUCAGCUGCCGCCACUAGUGGGGACUUCAAUGUUCUCACUAUGAAUGUUGCUGGACUCCCGGCCAUUCUCAAUGGCAACGAUGUUCCAGGCGACAAGACAACAAACUCGCUUCUGAUCGGAACGCUGUUCGCCAAGUACGACUACGAUAUCAUUCAUGUGCAAGAAGAUUUCAACUAUCAUGCAUCUGUCUAUUCCACUGAUGAUCAUCCAUUCCGUACUGCAACUUCAGGUGGUGUUCCGUUCGGCAGUGGCUUGAACACACUUUCCAAUUUCGAUUGGAUCAACUUCAGCAGGAAGAAGUGGAAUGUUUGCUCUGAUGCUUCAUCCGCCGAUUGUUUAACCCCCAAGGGCUUCACAUUCAUGCGAGCUCAGAUCUCUGAGGGUGUCUACAUCGACACAUACAACUUGCAUGCAGAUGCUGGAACAGAGCCAGGAGAUUUGACAGCACGUGCUGCCAAUUUGCAAGAGGUCUCUGACUACAUUAACGUCUGGUCGGUUGGCAAUGCCGUCUUAGUCUUUGGAGAUACCAAUUCCAGAUAUACACGCACCGCCGAUAUUCCAAAUGUUUUUGCCAAGAAUAACGGAAUGACAGAUGUCUUUGUUCAGCUGACGCGCGGUGGUGUGAUUCCCACCGUCGAAACAUUGUGCGCCAAUCCAUCUCUCAACAAUACCUGCGAGACCGUCGACAAAGUGUUCUACCGAGGAUCUCGCCAGCUCACACUCCAAGCUACAAACUUUAACUACGAGUCUUCGAAGUUCGUGCAAGCAGACGGCAACGUUCUCAGCGACCACAAUCCAAUCUUGGUGAACUACACCUGGACCGCCAGCUCCGACUUCAGACAAUCCAACUACUUCGGUGGCCCUCACGGAAAUUGGUUCAACGAUCUCCCAUCACUCCCAGCCAAGCCAAAGGCGUCUGUCCUCAGCUUCCGUGGCAGUUCCCGUGUCGAUUCCGUCGGUCUUACUCUCACCAACGGCCAGACCUUCACCCACGGUGGAACCGGAGGAGCGGUUUCGUCAUUGACACUGGCAAACACUGAAUAUUGGGUUUCGGCGAAGCUGUGCCAGGGACAGAAGGAUAGCCAGACCAGAAUCUUCUCCAUUCUCGCUACCACAAGCACGGGACGCACUCUUGCUUCUGGCACCUCGACCUCGGACUGUGUAACCUACUCUGCUCCAACCGGGUGGCAGAUUGUUGGAUUCAAUGGGCAGGCCGCAGAUGAGAUUGACCAGCUUGCUCUGAUCUACGCCCCUAAGUAA
Messenger RNA from Cadophora gregata, 1317 nucleotides. RefSeq lists its product as uncharacterized. The record is from RefSeq and is a predicted model, not a curated record. NCBI's taxonomy places the organism in Eukaryota, Fungi, Ascomycota, Leotiomycetes, Helotiales, Ploettnerulaceae. Gene Ontology annotation, molecular function: sphingomyelin phosphodiesterase activity. The transcript has 3 exons. Gene Ontology annotation, cellular component: cytoplasm. Bases 1 to 1317 code for a protein of 438 amino acids.